Molecule: messenger RNA, 1983 nt
Organism: Didymosphaeria variabile
Lineage: Eukaryota; Fungi; Ascomycota; Dothideomycetes; Pleosporales; Didymosphaeriaceae
Exons: 3
Coding region: 1-1983 (660 amino acids)
Molecular function (GO): actin binding
Source: RefSeq, a predicted model, not a curated record
AUGCCCUCGAUUUUGUCCGACGAAGACAAGCAGACGGUGAAGCGCACCGUGCCCAAGCAGAACAACAAGAUCCACGCCGUUGCCGUCGCGAAGCUUUACAUCGCCUACCCGGACAAGCACCAAUGGACCUACACGGGACUGCAGGGCGCCGCGGUGCUGGCCAACGACCUCGUGGGCAACACCUUCUGGAUCAAGCUGGUGGAUAUUUCGCCGACCAGUCGGGGUGUGAUCUGGGACCAGGAAAUAUACGACACCUUUGCGUAUAACCAAGAUCGCGUUUUCUUCCACACUUUCGAGCUCCAAGACUGCCUUGCGGGCCUCUCCUUCGCCGACGAGAAAGAGGCCAAGACGUUCAAGAAGAAGAUGGACGACCGGGAGAAGAACGCCCAUAAGAACACCAAGAACAAGCCGUUCGGAGCGGCUGUUGGCAGUGGAGGCGGAGCUCCAACAAAUGGACACAAGAGUCACGGUCUUCUGGGUGGCAUUUUCGGACACAGGCACUCAACUCCUACGCAGCAACCGCAGUCUAUCAUCCCACCGAGCGUUACUUCGCCCACCACCACGAACCAGUCGAACGUGAGCAGCGCUAGGAGUUCGACAAUCGACACAAGCGAUCCGUCAUGGCAACCGUUGCUGAAAGAACUGCUCGCUAUGGGCAUCACGGAAGACCAAAUCGAGGAGAACGCUGAUUUCAUCAAAUUAUACAUUGAGCAGCGCAAAGCAAACGAGAAGGUGCAAGCAGAAGAAAAAGAAAAGAAGAGCAGGGCUCCUCCUCCGCCUCCUCCGAGUGCGCCACCAACUAAGGUUUCUCUGAGUCCUCAGAACACUGGCGCAUCCUCGAAACGUGGGCCUGCACCCGCACCCCCGCCAGCUCGCAGGACCCGAACAGACGCCUCGAGUAUCAACCGUGCUUCGUCUGGAAGCCCGGCACCGCCAUCGCCUCCUCGACAAGCAACUCCUCCACCGCCUCCUGGGCCACCGCAGCCCAAGUUCCGGGCGCCUCCCCCAUUCGCAGAUGCUGGCAAGCUGGCGAACGAACCUCCACCGCCACCGGCGAGAGCCCGAGCCUCGUCGAAUGUUGCGAACCCAGGGCCACCGCCUCCUCCACGACCACCGAAAACACCCGUAGAAGAUGGCGAGAAAUCAUCAGCGCCGAGGUUCGGUGUUCCACCACCAUUCACAGGAAGCCGUGUACCUUCUGGUCCGCCACCGCCUCCGAGUCGAGGGCCAGUCCCUCCACCUCCUCCAGCACGCGAUACUCCUGCUCCUAUUUCUAGCGCACCACCUCCCCUGCCCCCGAAGACCGCAGCAGCACCAGUACCGCCUCCGCCGCGUCCGGCGCACAAUGCUCCACCACCACUACCGCCUUCUGCAUCUCGUCCAGUCCCGGCUGCACCGACAAACGUAGCUCCACCACCUCCGCCUUUACCAUCAUCGAGCGCACCUCCACUACCACCUCCUCUUCCGCCGACGAACAACGCGCCACCCCGCCGCCUCUGCCACCCACGAACAACGCACCGCCCCUCCCGCCCACGAACAGUGCACCCCUCCACCUCCCCGAUGCCUGGAAAAGCGCCACCACCACCAUCUGGCGCCGCGCCACCACCACCUCCUCUCCCUCCUGGCUCUGGCCCACCCCCGCCGCCUCCAAUGCCCACUGGGUCUGGCGCGCCUCCUCCACCUCCACCGCCGCCUCCAGGCGGUGCUGCUCCUUUGCCGAAGGCCCCAGCCGGUAGAGAUGGCUUGUUGGCCGAUAUUCGUGGUGGUGCAAGAUUAAAGAAAGUCUCAGACACAGAAAAGCGAGACCGAAGUGCGGCAGCAGUUCCUGGUCAGGAGCCGUCUGCAGGAGCUGCCGGUGGUAGCGGACCUGGAACGCCGGGUCCUGAGGCUGGUGGUUUGGCUGGUGCGUUAGCUAGUGCGCUCGCAGCGAGGAAGGCCAAAGUUAGUCACAGUGACGAUGAAGACGACAAGGACGAUUGGUGA